GAGCAAUUGAAUUAUUUAUUGCUCACACGUCCUACGCGUUACACGCAGACUUCGAGUUUCCGCCCCUCUUUGGCUCGCUUGCUUUCCCACUUCCAUGUGAAAAAGCCCCCCGACAGCACUCCUGGAUGUCUCACACUCGUAAACUAUCGCCCCUUGCCCACGAACGCACAACAACCCUCGGAUCUGUAACCGCAACUGCAACAGCAAAAGGAAGUAUCCACCGGGAGCCGCUAGAAUGACCGCUUCUGCAACCUCCGAGAACACGGCCGCCGUGGGCAUCGAGACCAACGCGACUAUCCGGGCUUACAACGCCCUCAUCGGGGAUAAAGUAGCGAAACGACCAGUCGUGCGGAGGACCAAAUAUGAGUUCGUCCCCACCCUCGGAAAAGAUAAAACUCCCGUCGCGGUGUACUCGUAUAAUUGCUUGGAGAGCUUGUACAGGAAGAGCCCGCCGGUGUUUCCUACAUCGGCCAGAGGCUUGUUCGUAGUUGAGAAGGGCCGAGAGGGCAGCAACGAGUGGAAGAUUGUACUUCGCGGAUAUGAUAAGUUUUUCAAUGUCAAUGAGAUCCCAGCAACUACAUGGUCACAUCUAGAAAAGGAGACCCAGGGUCCCUACGAAGCCACUUUGAAGGAGAAUGGGUGCAUCAUCUUUGCUGGAGCACUGAACGGCGACUUGAUCGUUUCAUCAAAGCAUGCACUCAAGUCUGUCCGGACCCCGGGCUCGGAUGCAGCCGACGAGAAGCCUGCGCACGCUGAGAAAGGGGAGGAGUGGGUGAUCAAGCAUCUCAAAGCAGCCGGAAAGACGCGUCAAGACUUUGUCAAGUUCUUGGAAGCAAAUGAUGUUACUGCGGUCUUUGAGCUGGCCGAUGACGAUUUUGAGGAGCACAUCCUAGAGUACCCACCAGACAGACGCGGACUGUACUUGCAUGGCAUCAACGAAAACACAUCAACCUUCAAAACGUGGAAGAGCGAAAGACUAGCCCCUGUUAUCCGCGAAUUUGGCUUUCGUCCGGUGGAGGUGAAGGUGUUUGAUAGAAUUGAAGAUGUGCGCGAGUUCACCGAUUCCUGCCGGACUACGGGCUCAUACAUGGGCCGGGCCAUCGAAGGAUUCGUCGUCCGUUGCCGAACAGUCGGGCCCGAACCCUCGAUCUACUUCUUCAAGAUCAAGUACGACGAGCCGUACCUUAUGUUCCGCGAGUGGCGGGAAUUGACGAACCGGGCCUUGACCGGGAAGGAAUUCAAGUUCAAACCACGAUAUGAGCUCACGCACAGCUACAAGGCAUGGGUGGUCCGGAAGAUUGCGGAAUCGCCAGAGUUCUUUGCCGAAUACAAGAAGCAGAAGGGGAUCAUCGCUGCUCGGAACUUGUUCUUGAAUGACGUGGGGCUUGACACCGUCGGUGAUCAUAUUGUUGCCGAGGCGCGCCGGACGACUGCGGAGUUUGCGAGUGGGGAGGCCACUAUGAAGACCGAGGAGGAAAUUGAAGAGGAGGAGUCCAAGCAGGUUUAUACGGGUGGUAGGAAGGACAAGAAACAUAAUGGGAAGCCGGCUCCACAAUCAACGUCCGACGAAAAACCAGUCCGAGCAGAAACCGGGACUGCCGUCAAGACGCUCAUAAUCCCCAUCGCCACAAUCGGGGUCGGAAAGACCCUCCUCGGACGCAUGCUGACACAGCUCUACCCGCGCCAAUUCGGGCACGUUCAAAACGACAACAUCACCGCCAAGCGGGCGCCCGCGAUGUAUGAGAAAUCGGUUCUCGGGAGCUUUGGGGGCGGCUCGGAGUAUGUUUACGCCGACAAGAAUCACCAUAUGUUCAUGCAUCGGGCGGGCAUCACCAAUGCGUUCAAGGAUCGGUAUCCGAGCGGGAAAGUAGUUGCGCUGGACUGGCAGGUGGAGAAGCUGGUUAGGGAGAAGGGUGCGGAGAAGGUCGUUGAGAUAACGGCGGAACGAGUUGAACAACGAGGCGAAAACCACCAAUCCCUAACACCCCAACGAACAGCCAACUUCCGCAGCGUAAUCCGCAACUUCACCCGCAACCGCAACGCCCUCGACCGUAACGUCAAAGCCGACUCCCUAAUCGACCAAAUCGUUCCCCUCAACAUCCUCGACACACCAACACAAACACUUCAAAAAGUCAUCACCGCCCUAAACCUAUCCCCACCAUCCGACGCCGCAAUCCAAAAAGCCCUAGCAGCCGCCACAGACUACAAAGAAACGGUCGUCAAAACCGUCAAGGACACCAGCAACAAGCGGAGAAUCAGAUACUAUGGAAUCAAGCUGGACACGUCCUCCUGCGAUAUGUCCGCGGUCCUCACAUCCCUCUUUGCAAAACAACCACCAGCGACGCAACAGAUGUGGACACGGUUGAAUGAGAACCACCGGUUGGCGAAGAAAACAGGGUUUCACGUCACGCUCUGCAUGGUCCGCAAGGAAGCCGAGUCGGCGGAUGACAAAAAGGCCGCCGAGUUGAGCGAACGGUACGCGGCGCGGAUCGCGGAUCAUGUGAAAGCGCAUCCUGAUGCCGAGGGCGGUGAGCAGACGGGGCCUGGGGUGCCGGUGACGGUGACGUUAUCGGAAGUGGUGUGGGAUGAGAGGGUUAUGGCCGUGGUUGUGGAUAAGCUGCCGGAUGGGGUUCAGUCGGUGAAUAAGGUGCCGCAUGUGACGGUGGCGACGGCGUCGGAGGAGAUAAAGCCGUAUAUUAGUAAUGAGGUGCUUGCGGUGGCGUUCAAGAAGGGUAACGAAGGCAAGGGGAAAGAGGAGGCGGCAUCAGCACCUGUGCGGAGAUUGUCGUUUGACGCCCCGAUCCAAGUUACCGGCGUUCUCUGUGGAUUCUACCACUGAACGGAAAGGGCACUAGCGUAGUCCCCCGUAAUUUACUCAUCUCCGGACGUAGUGAUAGAUUGCUCGACGUAAUCUUAGAUUCACACGAGGGAAUACGGAUUCUCUCCGAAUAUGUGAAACCGUGAUUGCGAAACAAGUCCAGGCAGGCAUCACAUACUUAGGGCGGCAGAAACAAAAACUCUUGAUCAGAUUGAUCGGUAUACAGAAAGCAUGUGGAUGG
Messenger RNA from Fimicolochytrium jonesii, 3059 nucleotides. RefSeq names its product RNA ligase-domain-containing protein. Gene Ontology annotation, molecular function: RNA ligase (ATP) activity; GTP-dependent polyribonucleotide 5'-hydroxyl-kinase activity; ATP binding. Lineage: Eukaryota; Fungi; Chytridiomycota; Chytridiomycetes; Spizellomycetales; Powellomycetaceae. The record is from RefSeq and is a predicted model, not a curated record. Gene Ontology annotation, biological process: tRNA splicing, via endonucleolytic cleavage and ligation. Gene Ontology annotation, cellular component: nuclear inner membrane. Bases 236 to 2839 code for a protein of 867 amino acids. The transcript has 5 exons.